UUCUGUGCGACGUGGUGUCAAAGUUUUUAACUCUGAGAUGUCAUUAUCGUGAGUCCGUCCAUCGCCAAUUCACUAUGUCCGGAGUCACACGUAACCAAAGCAGAAGACGGCGUCCUCCAAAAAUGUUUCUGGUGGCGUCCGAUAUGAAGAUCCAGGACCACCUGGAUGGAACCAUUCGGGUGCUACGGGGGUACUUGUGCCAGGAGCAAGAAAGCCUGGAAAAGAAUGGGAAAGUGGAGCAGUUGUGGGUUAAAGUACUAGACAAUGGCGGGAUGGUCAAGAUUGACAGGCGCGUUCUAAUUGAGAUACCCCCGGACCAGGCCGGCCUUUUGGAGCCAGUUCCAGAGCCGGAGGCCCGACUUAAACUUUUCAGCAAACCCCAUCGGCUGCAGCGCUUGGCUCUCCUGCCUUUGGGAUCACCUGUAACUGUGGUAAUAAACCAAGACUUGGCUGAGGCAGAGCUUCGAUACAGGGGACCCCUUACUGGAGGGAGUUCAGCCGUGUUCUUUGGGGUACAGCUUAAGGGUCGGGCAGCAGGGAAGGGCUUUAGCAACGGCUCCUACAAGGGCCACCAGCUCUUCACCUGCCCGGAGGCGUGCGCACUCUUCGUCUCCGCCAGCCAGCUCACCCUGCGGCGCUCCUCGCACGAGACCGACGCCGAACGCUACCCAUCUCACACAGCUGGCGUCCCGCACAACCCCGUUGCCGGUCCCACUGCUGGCGUUCAGCAGCCGGUGAGCGUCCUGCCUCGCACGGCGGAGUCUGUCCCGGGUCCGGCUCCGCCGCUGCUGCCGCAGGGCCAGCGGGUGAUGUUCACCCAAGACGAGGUCACGCAGACAGGGAAGGUGGCGUUCUGUGGGGCCCUUCCUGGCAGGAGCUCCGGAGGACUGCAUGUGGGCUUGAUUCUGGACAACCCGGUGGGUUCGUGGGAUGGCACGUAUAACAACCAUAAGCUGUGCUCCCUCCCUUCUCCUCAUUACGGUCAUCUCCUCCCCCUGUCCAAAGUCACUCCAGUUGUGAACCCCAGACGCGCCCUGAUGCCCCCUUCCUUGCCCCCCCCAAAACCCGCCCCGGUGCCUGUGCUGCCCCCCUUCCCCAAAACGUCCUUAAAGCCUGUAACUGCCCCUAAACCCACCUCGCCAAAUCUCCCAGUCACUGCGUCGUCCCCUCCUCCUUACCAUAGUAAAGUACCUCUUCAGCCCCCGGCAAAGAUGGCCGCCUCGCUCCCGAGCGUUGCCCCGAAAUCCCUGCCACCCCCUCCCCCCGCCAACCUCAAGCCCUCCGUCAGGCCGCCGCCCAUGCCACUUUACCCCAGCACGGACCAAUCCCGCUCGAGCUCCAACGGCCUUCCGCGCCCGCCCUCCCCUCCGCAGCCAGAGGAGGCGGAGUUUGAGGCGGAGGAGGCGGACACGGGGCCGGGGCUGGGUCUGGAGCUGGGGUCCAUGGUGGAGGUGAACGAGCCUCCGCAGUACGGAGUCAUCCGCUGGAUCGGACGCAUCCAAGGCAUUUCUCAGCUCGUCGCUGGAGUAGAGCUGGACCAGGAGAUAACGGCGGGCACAGAUGGCAGUUACCUUGGCGAGCGCUACUUCCGGUGCCCGCCCAAUAAGGGCCUGUUUGUGAAGCUCCGCAGUUGUAGACGGGACUCCAGGUUCCCCGCCCCCGAGACGCGAAUCAACCAGGUGGAACGCUGCAACUCCAUUGCGUUUGCAGAGUGGGGUAGUGAGCGUGUCGAGGAGCACACCCCGCCAGUAUCCGGCCCAGAGGCCAGACAACACUACCAUGGCUGGAAGAAGGGCAUCCAGGGACACCUCAACUCCUGCUACCUGGACGCCACUCUCUUCAGUCUGUUCUCCUGCUGUAGUUCUGCAGACUCCGUGCUCUUCUGUCCCCCGAGGCUGCAGGAUGGCGCCCACAGUCGCACAGCUCAGGACCUACUACGCUGCGAAAUUGUCAACCCCCUGCGCAGGUAUGGGUAUGUGUGUGCCAGUAAAACCAUGGCCUUACGGAAACUAUUAGAGGCGGAAACGACAGAUGCUGGCUUCACCAAUCAGGAGAAAGACCCAGAGGAGUUCCUCAACAAGCUUUUCCAGCUCUUGCGGGUGGAGCCUCUCCUGAGAAUCAGGUCAAUGAACCAUCAGCCUCAGGAGUGUCACCUCUACCAGCUCUUCCCUCCCUCCACGGCCCCCUCUCCAUCCUCUCCUGCUCUCUCUCCAUCCCUCUCUCCGGGCCCUCUCUCCCCCAUCCCUCUCUCCCCUCCGGUCGGUCACCUGAGGGUGGCCAGUGUGCAGGCGCUACUGGAGGCCUCCUUCAUCCACUCAGGGCUCAAGUUUGCUGAGGCUCCCUCCUGUCUGCCUCUGCUCAUGCCCAGGUUUGGGAAGGACUUCAAGAUGUUCGACGCCAUCCUGCCAUCACUAACCCUGGACAUCACAGACCUGCUGGACGAGACUCUGCGGCAGUGUAGCAUCUGCCAGUCGCUGGCCCAUUGGGAGUGUCUGCAAUGCUAUGAGGACCAGGACAUCACGCCUGGCCGCCUCAAACAGUUCUGCCACACCUGCAAUACACAGGUGCACACACAUAAGAAGCGCGCGUCGCACCACUCUGAGCGUGUGCGGGCCCCCGAGGGCCCCUGGGCGGAACAGUGGGAGGGGCCACUGGGUGGCAGCCGGCAGCGGCUGGAGCUCUUCGCCGUCACCUGCAUUGAAACGAGCCACUACGUCAGCUUCGUGCGCCACGGACCGCUGCCCACCGACUGGCUCUUCUUCGACAGCAUGGCCGACAGGGAGGGUGGGGAGAAUGGCUUCAAUGUGCCUCAAGUGAGGUCGUGUCCAGAGGUAGGCCGCUACCUCAGCCUAUCCGAAGAGGAGUUGAGCAGGCUGGACCCCGCCUCCCUGCGUGACACCGUCCGUCGGCUGCUCUGCGACUCUUACAUGUGUCUGUACCACUGCCCCCAGAUCAGCCUCUACAAGUGAUGCUGACACACAAACACACACUUAUGUGUUUGUGCCGCUGUGGACAGAUCCGACGUGACCUGUGAAAUGAAUACACAGGCAAACACAGAUGCAGAGACUCAUACACAAACAAACAAACAAAAAAACAAACACCAUUCCAUCUCUGCCUUAAAAUGUGCUACGCUGAAAAGUUUGCCUCACCUAUCUGCAGUGGUGUGAGUUUCAGUUAUAAACACAAGGCCAGUUCCAGUGUUGCAGUACAAUUCCCUUUUUGCACAUUCCUUCAGAUCAGUUUGUAUAUAGUUACAAGCAGUAAUAGCAUAAGCCUGCAGCCUUGUUAUAUUUUUGUAUUUAUUUUGGGAUAAAAUUCAAGCAUUUGUAAUUUGUAAAUCAUAAAACUAAAAUGAACAUGAUAUUUGUGCACUGUUUUUACAAAUGUUUCUGUAUAUUCUACUUGACAUAAAGUCCUAUGUUUAUUUCCAAUACUUUUGUGUCUCG
This is a messenger RNA of Alosa alosa (allis shad), 3446 nucleotides long. RefSeq names its product ubiquitin carboxyl-terminal hydrolase CYLD (gene cyld3). Lineage: Eukaryota; Metazoa; Chordata; Actinopteri; Clupeiformes; Clupeidae. The record is from RefSeq and is a predicted model, not a curated record. Gene Ontology annotation, molecular function: K63-linked deubiquitinase activity; cysteine-type deubiquitinase activity. Gene Ontology annotation, biological process: positive regulation of extrinsic apoptotic signaling pathway; regulation of intrinsic apoptotic signaling pathway; protein K63-linked deubiquitination. The coding region runs from base 75 to 2969 and encodes 964 amino acids. The transcript is spliced from 16 exons. Gene Ontology annotation, cellular component: cytosol.